UCAUUGAUGAAAUUUAAAUUCCUCGGGGUUUAUCUCCCGCUCGCCGGACCGGGAGGGAUUUCUCGGCUCGAGGGGCCAGCGCGGCGGGCGGGCUGCUCUCAGCGGGGUCGGGGCCGUCUUUCUCUCCCGCUUCCCCUCAGCCGCCGGCCGGGCUCCGCAGGGACGCGGUGGAGAGGCAGCCUGCCCUGCCCAGCCUCGGGGAACCGGGAAAAAAAAACCCCGAGCGGUUCCGUUUGCGUUGGUCAGAGCAGAGUGUUUGUUUUAUUAAAGAGCGAAAAUGUCGUCCUAUGCCACAGAUGUUUUUGUUUUGAUUGAAGAUUUCAGCAAAGCAAUGUCUCAGGCUGGCAGUUCACAGUUCCAGGAAGUCAUUCGGCAGGAGCUGGAGUAUUCAAUGAAAGUAGAACUCGAUAAGAUCCUUGCCACUGCAUCUUCAAAUGAGCUAGAGCACACAAAAAAGGACCUGGAAGGAUUUAAGAAGCUGUUUCAUAGAUUUCUACAAGAAAAGGGACCAUCUGUGGACUGGGGGAAGAUCCAGAGACCUCCAGAAGAUUCUAUCCAGCCCUAUGAGAAGAUAAAGGCCAGAGGACUGCCUGAUAACAUUGCUUCUGUCCUGAACAAGCUGGUGGUCGUCAAACUCAAUGGUGGCUUGGGCACAAGCAUGGGCUGCAAAGGCCCCAAGAGCCUCAUUGGCGUGCGGAAUGAGAACACCUUCUUGGACCUGACAGUUCAGCAGAUCGAGCAUUUAAACAAGUCCUACAACACCGACGUUCCUCUUGUGCUGAUGAAUUCUUUCAACACUGAUGAUGACACAAAGAAGAUCCUGCAGAAGUACAGCCACAGCCGUGUCAAGAUCUACACUUUUAAUCAGAGCAGGUACCCUCGAAUUAACAAGGAAACUCUGCUGCCCAUAGCCAAGGAUGUUUCUUACUCAGGAGAGAACACAGAGUGCUGGUAUCCCCCAGGCCAUGGAGACAUCUAUGCUAGCUUCUACAACUCUGGUCUGCUGGACAACCUGAUUGCAGAGGGGAAGGAAUAUAUUUUUGUAUCCAAUAUAGAUAACUUGGGUGCCACUGUGGACCUUUACAUCCUUAACCACCUGAUGAACCCCCCCAAUGGAAAACGCUGUGAAUUUGUCAUGGAAGUCACAAACAAGACCAGGGCAGAUGUGAAGGGUGGCACACUGACGCAGUACGAGAACAAGCUGAGGCUGGUGGAGAUUGCUCAGGUCCCAAAGGCACACGUGGAUGAGUUCAAGUCUGUCUCAAAGUUCAAGAUCUUCAACACCAACAACCUGUGGAUUGCUUUGUCUGCAGUCAAAAGGCUGCAGGAGAAGAAUGCCAUUGACAUGGAGAUCAUUGUGAACCCAAAGACGCUGGAUGGAGGCCUGAACGUUAUCCAGCUGGAGACUGCAGUUGGUGCUGCUAUCAAGAGCUUUGAGAACUCCUUGGGGAUAAACGUCCCCCGCAGCCGUUUCCUGCCCGUAAAGACCACAUCGGAUCUCCUGCUGGUGAUGUCCAACCUGUACAGCCUUAACGCAGGCUCUCUGACCAUGAGCGAGAAGAGAGAGUUCCCCACAGUGCCUCUUGUCAAGCUGGGAAGCUCUUUCACCAAGGUUCAGGAUUACCUGCGGAGGUUUGAAAGCAUCCCAGACAUGCUGGAGCUGGAUCACCUCACGGUCUCAGGUGAUGUCACAUUUGGGAAGAACGUUUCACUAAAGGGAACAGUGAUCAUCAUCGCCAAUCACGGCGACAGGAUCGACAUCCCGGCUGGAGCUGUCCUAGAGAACAAAAUUGUGUCUGGCAACCUUCGGAUCCUGGACCACUGAGUGAGGGCGAGGGGCACGGCCGGGUCCGUUGGCUGCUGUGCUGAGCCAGCCCCCCGCCAAAGCAGAACCUUUUAAGCAUUAGAAAUAUGAGUCCAGAGAGGGCCUCUGCUCUGCCACCUUCACCGUACCCUGCAGUAUUAAUUCCCAGUUAAUGUCCUUGCUGAUCUCUCUGAGCAGACACACGGUGCAGUGGAUGUGCGUAAGUAAAGCUUCGGUCCUUGAAGAGAUGCUGUCACUCACUGUCCCCUUGAAGUGCAAUACUGUUUGUCUUGGACAGAGCUGUGCUGAGGAGGUCAGAGCCUUGCCUCUGACCCUCGGUAGCGUUUGAGUUGCUGGUAACUGCAGCAGGAAGCUGUGAAGUGAUGCGCGUGGGACAAUGCAGUUAGUGACCCCUGGGCCCUUCCGACACAGCUGACAACCUGAAGUGUCACUAUUACUAAGUGGGCUGUCACCCCCUUCCCCUCUACUCCCUGUGCUCACAGACGUCUCCACCUCUAGCCCUGCUGCUCGGGGGUGUCCUGUCCCUGCUGCACGGUGGGGGCACUGGGGCCAGGCCCCGAUCCCUCCAUUGCUGUGUCGUGCGAGUGGGAAGCGUCGGUGUUCCAGCCUCGCCCAAGGAGCCCAGCACUUGAGCACAAGGCCUGGGUGUCCACGCAUGGUGUUUGCUUUUCACACCCCAUUUCAGACCGCAGCUGCUCUUCAGAUCUCCAACCUGCAGCAGCCACCCCACGCUGCCCACUGCUGUGUCCCUGCUGUCACAGCCAUGUAUGUUAAUUAAUUUAUCUCCUCCCCAGUCAUUUCUAAACUUGUACAGGACCCAACCCUGUCCCCAUCACUUUGGAUUUCUGAAUGUUCUCUUGUAUUUACAUGCAGACAGCUUUAUUUUAUAAGCUUAGUCCAUACCACUGGUCUGUAUCAUUAAAGAAGUUGGUCUUUAAGAACAGCUGUGCUUGGGGAGCUUUAUUGGUACUGACAGCCAGUGACACCUGCCCACCCAGCCAGGCAGUUGGCAUGGGGAGGGGUGUGAAGGUGACCCAUGCAGGCACUGUCAAGGGCCAGGUGUGCAAGGCAGCAUUUUAAAAACCUCUUAAAUAAAUCAAUUUCAGCCCUUUC
Pogoniulus pusillus (Red-fronted tinkerbird) is the source of this 2938-nucleotide messenger RNA. RefSeq names its product UDP-glucose pyrophosphorylase 2 (gene UGP2). The coding region runs from base 278 to 1825 and encodes 515 amino acids. NCBI's taxonomy places the organism in Eukaryota, Metazoa, Chordata, Aves, Piciformes, Lybiidae. Gene Ontology annotation, molecular function: UTP:glucose-1-phosphate uridylyltransferase activity. Gene Ontology annotation, cellular component: cytoplasm. The transcript has 10 exons. The record is from RefSeq and is a predicted model, not a curated record. Gene Ontology annotation, biological process: UDP-alpha-D-glucose metabolic process; glycogen metabolic process.